Messenger RNA from Racocetra persica, 226 nucleotides. NCBI's taxonomy places the organism in Eukaryota, Fungi, Glomeromycota, Glomeromycetes, Diversisporales, Gigasporaceae. The record is from the annotation of a GenBank genome assembly.
GGAUACUGCAGGGUGCAAGAUCCCGAUAUGAUCUCGAUCUAUGAUGCAUAUUGCGAGGAAGAAUACGUUAAGAUAAUAAUAGCAACUGAAGAAAUAGAAAUUCUUUUUAAUAAAAGGAGUCUCAGUGGGUGGUUAACAAUCAACAAACUUGAACUAGACAAGUAUCUACCAUUCAAUAUCGGGUUAUAUUUACAGAAUCUGAUAACAAUACUCGAAGAAGAUGGUA